Molecule: messenger RNA, 1684 nt
Organism: Gastrolobium bilobum
Lineage: Eukaryota; Viridiplantae; Streptophyta; Magnoliopsida; Fabales; Fabaceae
Product: AP-4 complex subunit mu-like
Exons: 14
Coding region: 75-1421 (448 amino acids)
Biological process (GO): protein targeting; Golgi to lysosome transport
Cellular component (GO): clathrin adaptor complex; trans-Golgi network; cytoplasmic vesicle
Source: RefSeq, a predicted model, not a curated record
GAAAGACGAGGUCGAAAGGUAAAAGAGUGAGUUGAACUGAACACCAAAACAAAACAAAACAAAACAAAGCAAAGAUGAUAUCUCAGUUCUUCGUGCUUUCACAGAGAGGCGACAACAUCGUCUUCCGCGACUAUCGCGGCGAAGUACAAAAAGGAAGUGCUGAGACAUUUUUCCGAAAAGUCAAAUUCUGGAAAGAAGAUGCUGAAGGAGAUGCUCCACCUGUUUUUAAUGUAGAUGGUGUGAACUACUUCCACGUGAAGGUUGCUGGAUUGCUGUUUGUUGCUACAACUAGAGUCAAUGUCUCCCCUUCUCUUGUUUUGGAACUUUUACAAAGAAUUGCACGUGUCAUCAAGGAUUACCUUGGUGUUCUUAAUGAAGAUUCAUUUCGAAAGAACUUUGUGCUCGUGUAUGAAUUGCUGGAUGAAGUGAUUGAUUUUGGUUAUGUGCAAACAACCUCCACUGAGCUUUUGAAGUCAUAUGUUUUCAAUGAACCAAUCAUGAUUGAUGCUGCACGGAUGCCUCCCCUUGGUCCUGCUUCCAUUUUCAUGCAAGGGACCAAACGAAUGCCAGGCACAGCUAUUACAAAAUCUGUUGUUGCUAAUGAACCUGGUGGUAGGAAGAGGGAGGAGAUCUUCGUUGAUGUAAUUGAGAAAAUAAGUGUUACAUUCAACUCUAGUGGAUUUAUACUUACUAGUGAGAUAGAUGGCACCAUUCAAAUGAAGAGUUAUCUUACUGGUAACCCAGAGAUUCGACUUGCUCUUAAUGAGGACCUGAGUAUUGGAACAAGUGGUAGGUCAAUCUAUGAUUAUAGAGGUUCAGGUGCUGUGAUUUUAGAUGAUUGUAACUUCCAUGAGUCUGUACACCUUGAUAGUUUUGACGUUGACCGAACUUUGUCAUUGGUACCACCAGAUGGUGAAUUUCCCGUCAUGAAUUACCGUAUGACUCAACCAUUUAAGCCACCCUUUCGUAUUAAUGCAUUGAUUGAAGAAACAGGAUCCCUCAAGGCUGAAGUGACCAUUAAAGUGCGAGCUGAAUUCAACUCAAGCAUCAAUGCUAACUCCGUUGUGUUACAGAUGCCACUGCCAACAUUUACAGCUCGUGUUAAUUUUGAGUUGGAACCUGGAGCAGUUGGACACACAACUGAUUUUAAGGAAGCAAAUAAAAGAUUGGAAUGGGGCCUAAAAAAGGUUGUUGGUGGAUCUGAACAUACUUUACGAGCAAAGCUGACAUUUUCACAGGAGUUACAUGGAAAUAUCAUGAAAGAAGCAGGGCCUCUUAGCAUGACUUUCACUAUACCUAUGUACAAUGCUUCAAGGCUUCAGGUGAAGUACUUGCAAAUAGCAAAGACGUCAAAAACACACAAUCCAUAUCGAUGGGUUAGAUAUGUAACCCAAGCAAACUCAUACGUUGCUCGGUUGUAAUUCCAAUUUCUGCAAGUCCAAAUUCAAAAGAUACUUGUUUUUCCAACUCAUUUAUGUUCAUGUAUUGCUGAAUUAUUCGAGGAAAAUUACAUGUACUGUUUUUAGUCAAAUGAUUUGUAAUUAAAUUUGGGGUCUGGCAGCAUAUCAGGUGAAAAGAUGGCAGGCCCUUGACCGCUAAAAUAGAAGAUGAUUAUCACUAGAUAAUGAAUUGGCUAAGUGGAAAGGUGAUAGGAGUUCUUAAAAUUAGUGAUUUUUAAUGAAAA